Molecule: messenger RNA, 5992 nt
Organism: Scaptodrosophila lebanonensis
Lineage: Eukaryota; Metazoa; Arthropoda; Insecta; Diptera; Drosophilidae
Gene: woc
Product: zinc finger MYM-type protein 3
Exons: 12
Coding region: 339-5675 (1778 amino acids)
Molecular function (GO): zinc ion binding
Source: RefSeq, a predicted model, not a curated record
UUUAAAGCCGAGUUACAGUGGCCGAAAAAUAGAAAUUGCAUAUUGUGAAAAGUGUAGACGAUAGUUAAAAACAUAACGUAUGCAUUAGGAAACGGAAAAGUGUCGUGCGCGGCUUAAUAUAAUAAUGAUAACUCCUGUGUUGUUACCUUUACGCGCUUAGAUUUAUUGUGCGGCUGACGACGGGUCUCUCUGGCCAGAGCGGCGAAUCCCAUACAUUUAGAAAAGGCGAAUUCGUCAAAACCAAAAUACGCUACCCACUGUGCAACAUACUAGACAAAAAUUCAUGUUUUAUACCGUAUAAGCAUUCGAAUAAGACUCAUUGACCCCCAAAGAACAAUAUGGAAGAGAUAUCCAGCUUAGAUUCCUUCGGUGGCGAUUCCAACGCCCGACCAGACACGGAAACGCCAAAAAUGGAUGAGGAAAAUUCAAAAGAGAAAGCAUCUGCUAAGGAAGAUGCUCAGCCUGCCACACCUUCCACCUCCGACAAGGUCGUUGAAGAGGGUGAUGCUCCGGAGGAAGAGGAAGGCGAAAAAGCAGUUGAGGCUGAUAAGGGCGGCGGUGGUGGCGAUGAAGAUUUUGAACAGAUAUCUGAGGGCUCCUUAGAAAUGGAUGAACAGUCACAGGACGCUAAGGCGGAAACUCAGGAAGAAGAAAAGUCAACAAGCAGAGAGGACGACCUUGAAAAUGACAACAAAGAAACAGCUGGUAAUGAGAGCGCGGAAAAUAUUCCAGAACCAGAUGUACAGCCAGAAGGAAGGGAUGCUGAUGGAGAUAUCGACGAAGAAGAGGAAGUUGAGCAUGCCAUCGAUGCAAUGAACAACUCAAAGAACAGUAACUUGGACGAAGGCGCUGAAGUAGAUGCUCUUGGACAAUCAGAUAUUUUCGAUAACGAAAAUGGUGAUGCGGUCGAUGGCGCGCCGGCAUCCAGUGAAGCGAUGGAUGUGGAUGAAGCCGAAGGCUCAAAAGACCCAGUGGAUGAAAGUGUUGAUGACGCCGCCGACGUGGAGAUGCGUUCGCUAGGUGGAGAGUCACCGCGCGCCGACGAUGAUAGUGGAAAAAAGGAUGUGGUUGAUAACGAAGCUCAGUCCGAAGGUCACGAUGAAGUUGAUGGAAGUGUCGGUGAGCCGGAAGACGAACCUGCUGACGAUAAUGAAAAGGAUGCAGAAGAUACAAUACGUGGAGACGAUGAUGCGGAAGCAGAACCAGUAGAAGAUGGGGAAACAGGAACAGUAGAAGAUGCGGAAGCAGAACCAGUAGAAGAUGCAGAAGCAGAACCAGUAGAAGAUGUGGAAGCAGAACCAGUAGAAGAUGCGGAAGCAGAACCAGUAGAAGAUGCGACAGAGGGCGCAACAGAAGGUGUUCCAGACGAUACGCCAGAAGAUGCGGCAGAAGAUGCGCCUGAUGCAGAGCAUGGUGAUGAUACUGUGGAGAACGUUCUCGAGCCAGAGGAAUCGGAUGUAUGUCUCAUACCUGAUGACCCUGAAACUGAGGUAACCGAAGCCGAAAAGGAAAUUGCACGUGAAAAUGCCGAAAAAGCUGCUGAAGAAGAAGAGGCGGCAGAGCAGAGUCAGGCGGCUGCGAAAUCGCCAGAUAAUGAACUAGGGGCUAUUGCCCAAACGGAAACUAGUGCAGACAACGAGGACGCAAACGAAUCGUCAACAGCAGAAGGUGCUGAAACAAAUGAUGCUCAAGCUAUUAAUGAAGCUGGAGCUGAUGUGGCAGAAUGUGCCGAAGAAACUGAAACGCAAAACGAUGUCGGUGGAGAUAUGCCUGAAAACGAAGAACCCACGGCAGAGGAAGCGGCUGGCACAUCUGCAGGCGAGGUCGGCGUCACCACAAAGACGAUCAUUGGUUGGAUUGUGCCCAGUCUACAAAAAUGUCGUCAAUGUGGUGAGGACAAAAUCUGUGGUUUUCGGUACAAAAAAUCUGACGCAGAAACGGCAGAAACAGCCGAAGAUGCGGAAGAUGAACCUCAACCAGCAACCACACAAGAAUACCUUUGCGAACAGGCAUGUUGCGAUGCAUUGCUCAGUGAGGUGCCGGGAAAAUUUUUCGUGCGGCGCAAGAAAUUUUUGGUCGAGGAGGUAAGCAAUGAAGAUGUGAGCAGCGAAACAUCAGCACAUACGCCUACCACAACGGAGGGCGAGGACACCGAGCAGGCAGCUGAUAAGGAAGCUGACACAGAAAACGCACACAAGAAAUCUUGCAUACACUGCAAGGAACAGAAAAAGUGUAAAUACUUCCUGAAGCAGGACCAGGAGACGUUUUACAUAUGCAAUGACGACUGUUUCAACUUGCUGAGCGCAGAGGAGCCAGACAAGUACAAAUUGAAGCGUCAUUCCAUAAGAGUACGGAACAUUGGAGCUACUACGAUACGAUCGCCCACCAAGAAACCAGAGUCGGUCAGUGUCCUAGCGCGUACUAAUGCCGAAGCGGACGCAGCGCGUCUGGAUCGCAUGGAGAGUUUUCGACGACGCUGUGCCGACUGCUUGACAGACAUUAUUGUGGGUGAAAAGCUGUUGGUUUGGGAGACUAUGGAUUUUUGCAAUGAGAUUUGCUUAGGCAGCUAUCAGCGAAGAAUUGGUUCCAAAUGUGAAACAUGUAAGCAGGAAGUUAGCUCUACAGCUCUGGGAAAGUACUGUGUACGCUUUGGAUUUGAUGUGAGGCAAUUCUGUUGCGCCGGAUGUUUGAACACCUACAAGAAGGGUCUGAAGACGUGCUCCUGCUGCCAGAAGGAUAUCAGCAGCGGGCAGGAGGGUUUUCUGGCACCUGUUGGCGACAAAGAUCAGUUCAAGGACUUCUGUUCACAAGUUUGUCUUCGUCGCUACGACAACAUGUGCAAUCCCAAAAAGAAAUUACGCACAGACAUUUGCGGCGUGUGCAACCAUGAGAAGCCCGUGCGCGUCGAAAUGCUGCUUGACGACAAGGAGCAUUACUUCUGUUCGAAUCCCUGUUUCUCAGCCUUCAAGUUUGUAAGCAACGUCAAUGCAGAUCCCUGCUCCAUGUGCUGCAAAUACUUUGAGCGCAAGAGCUUAGAUGCCCACACCAUAUACGCGGAUCAGCAAUCGCCUAAAAUGUUUUGUUCUCGCAUUUGUAUAAAUGUGUACAUCAUUAACAAUCGCCACAUUGUCUCCUGCCAAUGGUGCAAGGUCAAGAAGUACAAUUUCGAUAUGAUCAGCAAGGUGCAGGGAGAGCAAGAGACGCUCACAUGUUCUAUCAAUUGUCUGACCAUGCAUGGUGUUUCCUGCAAUAUUUCGGCACGUGCUGUCACCAAAUGCGACAACUGCAGCAACACCGGCACCCCACAAUAUCAUCUUACCAUGUCGGAUGCGUCCAUACGAAACUUCUGCACAUAUCAGUGUGUGAUGCAGUUCCAAAAUCAAUUUGCCCGUGCGCCACUCACACUCGAAAGCGACUUACCGUCCACCAGCAGCAAGACACAGCAAUCGGCGUCUCCGUCGUCAUCAGUUUCCGCAGGCAGUAAGAAUGCAGCGCCAUUUCCCACAGGUCUGCCCAAGCGCGUCAAGUUGAAACUUUCCCAACAGACGAGUGUCGCGAAAAACAACGUCAUGAAUAAGAAUAAGUCAAGUAGUGGCACAGUGGUACCCGUUAUUUCGACUGUAACAUCGCUGGCCAGCGGCGAGACUCAGGCUCGUAUUGGCAAUGUUACCGUAUCACGUCGAGGUCGAGGUCGUGGUCGACCAAGGUUAACAUCGCCUCCGUCGUUGUUGGUGCCACGUAGCGUGCCCCCGCCACCAAGUACAGCGCCGGUGGGACGCGGGCGUCCCCGCAAGCAUGUAGAUUACAGCAUGGGACGUUCACCCUCACCACCUUCCGUUGCACCGACGAUGCCCUCGCGUCGCAACACAACAACCGGCAAUGACUUUCAUCAGUCAACUAUGUCGGAAACAAAGAUCAUAACCGUGCCACCUUAUCCAAAAGCUGUACGCAACGUAGUUGUCAGCUGUAAGCCCAUGAUGGUGUCGACUGGAGAGCAAAUCACGCCUUCGGUACGGGACUGUGCCACUCAGACCGAGAAGGAUUAUUCGAACAAGGUGUUGAUACCUGUGCCCGUUCCAAUAUAUCUACCGCAACCUAUGUAUAUGUACUCGGCACCAUUUCCUGUGCCAGUGCCAAUUCCGUUGCCCAUUCCUGUCCCAAUUUUCAUACCAACAACACGCAAUACUGCAGCAGGUAUUCUGAAAGAAAUCAAGAAGAUACAGGACAAAAUGCCCGAGGAUCCGCUUGAGGCGGAGCUGCUCAUGAUGGCCGAAAUGGUUGCCGAGGAGAAACACGAAUCCGACUCUGAUUCGGAUAAUGAAAUAAAGCCGGAUCCAAGCCUGGUCAACCUGCAGUAUCAAAACAAUUUGCAACCACAACACCAACAGCAGCAGCAAGUGGUGGAUGUCAGUGGUGCUAGCCACAAUCCCUAUGGCGACGAUAUGCUGCAAAUCGCUUUGAAAAUGGCUACCGGCGACUAUGAGCAGCAUCAUCAGACAACAACUGUCGACCUGGAGACAACAAUGACGGCUAAUACGAUUUCCAAUCAGUCACCCGGCAUGGUGGGGCAUGACUCUAUGGGCCAAAUGGGUGUACAUCAUCUAGAUCAACAGCAUCACAUGCUAGAUGCUUCACAGAGAUCACCGCGAGGUCGCAAACGAGGUAAUGCUGCCCUCAUUGACACCACGGCCCGUAACAAUCGAUCGCCUGUGAAACGGCAACGGGGCAACGAGCUGGACCACUCAGCCCUGCAGCAACAGUCAGUGCAACAACAGCAACAGGAGAAGCCAGAUGCGCAGAUGUUCCUCAAAUACACGUUCGGUGUGAAUGCCUGGAAGCAAUGGGUAAUGACCAAGAAUGCGGACAUCGAGAAGAGUUCUGUACGCCGGCGUCCAUUCAAAACGGAGCUGUUACAAAUGACCGCCGACGAGUUGAACUAUUCGCUCUGCCUAUUCGUGAAGGAAGUGCGGAAACCGAAUGGCACGGAAUAUGCACCAGAUACUAUAUACUAUUUGGUGUUGGGCAUACAGCAAUAUCUCUAUGUGAACGGAAGGAUCGACAACAUAUUCUACGAUCCCUACUAUGAACGCUUCACGGAGUGCCUCGAUGAAGUGGCACGUAAAUUCUCAGUGCUCUACAACGAUUCACAGUACAUAGUCACACGUGUCGAGGAGGAGCAUCUGUGGGAAUGCAAGCAACUGGGCGCCCAUUCGCCGCAUGUUUUGCUCAGUACGCUGAUGUUCUUCAACACAAAGCAUUUCAAUUUGACUACUGUGGAAGAGCACAUGCAAUUAUCCUUUUCGCACAUUAUGAAGCAUUGGAAGCGUUCAUCACAAAACUCGAAGGUUCCAGGCACACGAAAUGUGCUCUUACGUUUCUAUCCACCUCAAGCGGGCCUUGAUGCGAAUCCACGCAAGAAGAAGGUCUAUGAGCAGCAAGAGAAUGAGGAGAAUCCGUUGCGCUGUCCUGUGCGUCUAUAUGAAUUUUAUCUCUCAAAAUGUCCGGAGAGCGUAAAGACCCGCAAUGAUGUCUUCUACCUUCAACCGGAGCGCUCCUGUGUGCCCGAUUCACCCGUUUGGUACUCAACGCAAGCGCUCAGUCAAGAUGCUCUGCAACGAAUGUUGCAUCGAGUUAAGAUGGUUAAGGAAAUCAACAUAGCGCUAUUAACGACUUAAUGUUUUAUGUUCGCAAGAUAUAUUAUAUAUGUAUGUGCAACACUCUAAUUUUUAACAUUCAUCGUGUACACACUAAUCUGGAAUUCGGUGCUUAGCACAAAUGGCUUUCGCGCAAAUCAUCCUCUGAUCGAUCGAUCGAUCACCCAAUCAAGACCCUGUACCCUUUUGCGCACAGACAAUUGUAAAAUUAUACAUACACAUUGUUUUUCUGUAUCGUAUCCAUCUUUGAUAGAAUUUUUUGUAAACUUUUGCAUUGGAGGGAUUGGAAGACAAAAACCGAUUUCUAAAAUAGCAAAUCUAUGCCAAUUUAUUUGAAA